AGAAAUAGCUACGACGAGAUAUGGUUGGAGGGUGUUUAUUUGGUUGCCGAUGAUAACAAAUAUUCUUUUUUUUUGAUGUUGCAGUAGACGGGAAUGAAGGUGGCGAUAAUAUACCUGAAAGGGACUACGGUCCUAAUAAUCCUAUUCGUGAACCUAAAUCGUUUGAGACGAUCAAAACAGAGGACUUGGCUAGCGGUGAUCACGAUGCAGUAGUUAUAAAAUCGAAUAGUGAGGGCAACAAAAAUGCAAAGAAUAUUGUCGGAAAGGUUACCGGUUCAAAGAGUAAUCCUGAAACAACAAUCGAAUAUAAAAAUGAAAAUUUCCUGGAGAGCAAAUCCAGUGAGACUUUAACCGUAGAGACUUGCAAAAAUAUUGCAACAAAAGAAGAACUGUCUAAAUUCAAAGUUGUACUAAGACCGGUAAUAUGUCCCGUAUCAAACUGUUCCAAAAUGGUGACAAUCAAUACGAUCACGCUACAUUUCCAUUUUGACCACUCCAAGGUGCCAAGAAUAGUUAGUUAUGGAUGAAAAUGAACCCCAAGAAGUUUUAUUAAAGCCCGGUAGCGUCACAACUGAAAUACAAUGUAUAGCUACUUAUUUUAUCAAAAAUGACAGUGCAUCUAAAGAAGAUAAGUUAUUACUUCUUAUGGCAGUAAAAUUGCAGACGACGCCCUCAAAAUUACCAAGCAUAAAAUAUGUCUCUUCACGAAUAUUCACAAGAAGCAUUCACACACAAACUGAAAAGCAGCAAAAGAAUAAUAACGUGGACAAAGUGGUGAAUGCUGAAUGUUUGAGUAAAGCUAACAGUCAGAAAUCUUGUAAAAGUAAGGCGAUAUGUGAUGAUGAUGAGGACAUUUUAUUGCUAUGGUUAUGCAAGUUAGACGAUGAAGAAAAUGUGUACAGUAUAACUGUGAUGGGACAAAAUCCAAAGCGAGGCUACAGUUACAUAGGCAACGCGACCCACAUUAGAGAAAAGCAAGACCCAUCAUCUCUUCAUGACAAAUCUGAGUGUCUCAUAGUGAAGAGAUCAGCUAUUAGUAGUCUUUGUAAAGUCAGUAACCAGAUUCCAGUUAUUGUAAGAAUCGUAAAUUGAUAAAUAAAAUACAUGUAAACCAUAAACACGUUUUAUUUGUA
Molecule: messenger RNA, 1133 nt
Organism: Trichoplusia ni (cabbage looper)
Lineage: Eukaryota; Metazoa; Arthropoda; Insecta; Lepidoptera; Noctuidae
Exons: 7
Coding region: 520-1092 (190 amino acids)
Source: RefSeq, a predicted model, not a curated record